Mugil cephalus (flathead mullet) is the source of this 2143-nucleotide messenger RNA. It is a transcript of the gene abrab, whose product is annotated as actin binding Rho activating protein b. Gene Ontology annotation, biological process: positive regulation of Rho protein signal transduction; positive regulation of transcription by RNA polymerase II. The coding region runs from base 202 to 1440 and encodes 412 amino acids. The record is from RefSeq and is a predicted model, not a curated record. Gene Ontology annotation, molecular function: actin binding. The transcript is spliced from 2 exons. NCBI's taxonomy places the organism in Eukaryota, Metazoa, Chordata, Actinopteri, Mugiliformes, Mugilidae. Gene Ontology annotation, cellular component: sarcomere.
AUGACUUGAAUACUUUCCAUCGUCAUGUUAGGGUUUGCUCUCCCCAUUUUAGAGCUGCAGGCGUGAAGGUAGGAAGCAACAGAAGCAGGAAAGAGUCAAUUCAAGCAGAGGAGAUGAAUUUACCGAAACAGAUUUGAGAGCUCACCCAUCAGGAUUAAUCGUCCCUGAACUGACAAGUUAAUACGGAUAAUUGUGUCAGACAUGCAGACUGGCCAAGCUUCCCAAAGGAAACCAUCCACCAACAAGAACAUUAAGAAGCUCCGCACCAUUAGCAUGGUGUGCAGCCUGACGAGCAGCUGGCAGCAGUGGGUGUCGGAGAACGAGACGAAGCAGGCCAGUGAACCCAGCGGCUGGGCUCCGGAUUCGGUAGGAGGCGUGCCGGACAAACCCAAAAAGACAUGGGUUCCCAAGAAGCUCCCUCCCAUAAAAACCCAGUCAACAGACGUAGCGGCUCACACGUUGUCGUCUCGUGGUGAAUCCAAGACCGAGGAGGUCAAGACCGAGGACGAGCCCCUGAAGCAUUCUUGCAUCAAGACAAAGCAGGUGGUGAAGACGGUGACCAGCGGCGUCCAGGAGAAAAGUGCAGGCAUCGGGCUCCUGGCUGAGAAGAUCAAGAAAGAGUCUCUGCCAUCGGACGAGGAGAUCGACAGACUGCUGAAGAAGAAAAGCUCACCCACGUGCCGCAGGAAGUGCUCCAACAUGGUGGCAUCGCUGACCAAAAGCUGGAAGCAGGUGGAGAAAGAGCAGAAGCCCGGAAAGGAAGGAAAAGAGCCAGGAGAGGUACGCACCGGCGGGGUGGAUAAAGAGGACGACGGACACCCUGAGAAGGAGAUGGAGAGGCUGAACAUAGAGGAUGUUCAGUUGUGCAGGACUAGCGUUUCAGAAGAAGCAGAGGUAAAGGACUCCGAUCAAGACUCUAAGACGACAGUGAGGAUAAAAAGACCCCAGGUCCCAGUGUACAAAAAGGAAGCUGAGGAUGCCAACAAGAUCAACGCCUUGUCCAAGAAAUACAGCGCUGUGGGAAACCUCAAGAGCCGCUGGCAGACCUGGGCCUCGGAUCACACAGUCAACCAGAAACUAAACCCCUUCAGUGAAUACUUUGACUAUGACUACUCCAUGUCCCUCCGUCUCCAAAAGGGCCAGGAGGGUUACGGGCGCCCAAAGGAAGGUACGAAGACAGCCGAGAGGGCCAAACGAGCUGAGCAGCACAUCCACCGCGAGAUAGACGACAUGUGUUACGUGAUUAGGACCAUGGCUGAUCCCGACCCCGACGGAAAGACCCGCGUCACAUUCGGAGAGCUGUUCGACAGAUACGUCAGGAUCUCCGAUAAGGUGGUGGGGAUCCUGAUGAGAGCCAGGAAACACGGGAAGGUGGCGUUCGAAGGGGAGAUGCUGUGGCAAGGCCAGGAUGAUGGAGUAAUCAUUACCCUGCUGGUGUGAUGUUAACCCCUGGGUCAAAGCUGUUCUUGAAAUCCUCUUACAGCUUCUCAGCUGGCUGACUGGAACACUAACCGAGCUUAUUGUCAGACAAAACUAAGAGGGGGAUGGAAAAUACAGUUUGACCUGGGAUGAUUCAGUGGACUCUUAAAGAAUAAUAUCAAAGGAAUACAGAGACAUCGGAGACAUUGGAUUAUUCAAACAUGCAUUAGCUGCUAUUUGUGUUGAGGAUUCUUCCCGUCUCUUACAGAUAUCUGAGUUGCAGUUGUCAUGCACAAUGUUAUGAGAAAUCUACAAAGACUUUUAUACCAACGCUCCAGAGAUGUAAAAGCCCUAGCUGUUAAGUAGGACUACUUGAGUUCCACUCAGAGUAGCUUACACAUUUUGAUAUGGGUCUCUUUUGCACUUUCUUUAUGGCUUAAUGCAACACUUGAGUUUGUGUUAAUGUACCAAACAACCAGCAGCUUUGUUGAAAUGGAUAUAAUGGACAUAGAUUUGUAUAGUAUAAACAACUUAAACAACUAUACUGAGCUAAAUCCAAGUUCACAAUCGCAAACCUAGUAAUAUGCUGUUUCUGUGUUUUAGGAUGAUAUCUUAAGGCCUCUGCAGCGAUACCAGAUAUAGCCAACGGCGUUCUUUCUUUGGGUUGUAUGAAUGUGCGCACUAUUGCAAAAGCAAUAAAAAUCUCAGGAUCAUCUUGAGAGAA